Molecule: messenger RNA, 1514 nt
Organism: Sclerotinia trifoliorum
Lineage: Eukaryota; Fungi; Ascomycota; Leotiomycetes; Helotiales; Sclerotiniaceae
Source: the annotation of a GenBank genome assembly
UCGGGUUAUAGCGAUAUCGGGCAAGGCUGAUGCAAAAGGUCACCGUGGGGUUGUUGAAUGAUUCGAUAACACUUGAUUUUUGUGCCCAACCUCGAAUUUACCUCCAGUCUCGAACUUCUAAACAUCUUCAUCAAAAUGAUUACCAUAAGUCCGUCACCUCUAUCCCUCAUUAAACCUCGCACAAACCACCGUUCACGUCAUUUGAAUCAUUUCUAUCGAUGCUAGACAUUCGAAACUGACAUCCAAAUAGAAGUACCCUGUUCCUCGGCGAACAUUGGCCCUGGAUUCGAUGUUAUAGGUCUCGCUCUCUCCAUAUGGCUCGAGUUAAAGGUCGAGGUCAUACCAUCAAUCACAUCCCAAGCACCUCUUAAUUGCAAAAUCACGUAUGAAGGACAAGGCGCGGAAGAGGUUCCCUUGACCGCUGAUAGCAAUCUCAUUACACGAACAGCACUAUAUGUUUUGCGAUGCCACGGACAGAGAAGCUUCCCUUCCGAGACUUCGGUUCAUAUCAUUAAUCCCAUUCCAUUGGGGCGCGGACUUGGGUCAUCUGGUGCCGCGGUGGUAGCUGGUGUUGCACUAGGCAAUGAAGUCGGAAAGUUGGGGCUGUCGAAGGCUAGGAUGUUGGAUUAUUGCCUUAUGAUAGGUAUUGCGCCAUUGCCUGUCAAGCUCGACAUAUCUAACACCUCAUACAGAAAGACAUCCAGAUAACGUAGCCGCAGCAUUGUAUGGAGGAUUUGUAGGAACAUAUCUCAACGAAUUAAGCGCUGAAGACACAGAACGCAAGGAGAUCCCACUCAGUGAGGUUUUACCUGAACCAGCCGGAGGAGUAGAUACCGGUUCCAAUCCUCCCGAACCACCAGUUGGAAUUGGGCACUACAUGAAAUUCCCUUGGGCGUCCGAGAUUAAAGCUAUUGCAAUCAUUCCACAAUUCGAAGUCGCUACAGCAAAGGCUAGAAGCGUCCUACCAUCUUCAUAUUCCAGGUCGGAUGUCGUUUUCAAUCUUCAAAGAAUUGCUCUUCUGCCUUCGGCUCUAGGAAUGUCACCGCCUGAUGCAGAGCAGAUCUAUCUUGCAAUGCAAGACAAGGUGCACCAACCUUACAGGAAAGGCCUGAUUCCAGGUCUACCAGAGAUCCUGCAAUCUGUCACUCCUAAGUCGCAUCCAGGCCUCUGUGGAAUAUGCUUAUCAGGAGCUGGUCCAACUAUUCUUGCGCUUGCAACUGAGAAUUUCGAUGCAAUUGCGAAGGUCAUACUGGAUACAUUUGCGAAGAACGAUAUCAAGUGCGAUUGGAAACUGCUAGAACCUGCACAAGAUGGUACAACAGUAACGUACAGCUGAAAAAAUGGAUAAUAGCAAACUGCUAGGUCCUACAAAGUAAGUUCGUUUGGAGACAUGAGGAAAUCUCAAGACACAGAUGCGCUAUCUUGGCUGAAUAAGCCGAGCCUCAUGCUAGAGAGGCAAGAAUUACUUCACCUAGCAUAGAAUAUCAAUAUCUGUACAUCCUAAUAUAAAUCGA